Messenger RNA from Xyrauchen texanus (razorback sucker), 2338 nucleotides. It is a transcript of the gene asb12b, whose product is annotated as ankyrin repeat and SOCS box-containing 12b. The coding region runs from base 157 to 1107 and encodes 316 amino acids. Gene Ontology annotation, molecular function: RNA binding; RNA nuclease activity; protein binding. Lineage: Eukaryota; Metazoa; Chordata; Actinopteri; Cypriniformes; Catostomidae. The transcript has 3 exons. The record is from RefSeq and is a predicted model, not a curated record. Gene Ontology annotation, biological process: RNA processing.
CACUGAGAGUCAGCACUGGAGUUUCUCUCACUGGAUACGGCACACUCUUAUAGGAUUUGGCUCUGAGGAACUUUUUCUUUCUUUCUUUCUUUCUUUCUUUCUUUCUUUCUUUCUUUCUUUCUUCUCAAAUGAAAUAUUGAGGAGUUGUGUUGAAGAAUGCUUUUGGAUAAGUCCAGCAGCAUGAGUUUGAUGGACAUCUCGAAGAUCUUCUCUCUUCUUCAACCCAAAGAGGAUGAGGAGGAAGACACCAACUUCUGUCAGCAGCUCAAUCAAGCCGUCUUCAAUGACAACGACAAACUCCUCACAGAUCUUCUAUCUCAGGAGGAGUUCAGGAGAUGCAUCAAUCACCGCAGCGGUUGGGGCAUCCCGGUCACUCCAUUGCGCACGGCCGCGGCUCAGGGUCAUCUCCGCUGUCUGGAGCUUCUGCUGGUUCAUGGAGCCGAGGUGGACAGCCUUGAUGUGAAAGCCCAGACACCACUCUUCACAGCUGUUAGCGCCAAACAUCUUGACUGUGUUGUGGCUUUAUUAAAAGCUGGAGCGAACCCGAAUGGCAGCCCAUAUAACAACUGCUCCCCCGUGCUCACUGCGGCCCGAGAGGGUGAUGUUGAUAUCCUUAGGGAGCUCUUGCAGCAUGGCGCUGAAGUCGACGUCAAAACAAAAAUGCCCGACUGGGCCACAAACUCAACAUCCUGUCGAGGACCGCUCUAUAUUUCUGCUGUUUAUGGGCAUCUUGAUUGUUUCAAACUGUUGCUGCAGUAUGGAGCGACCCCAGACUAUAACUGUACUGAGGAGAAGAUACUAAGCAGGAUGAAACAACCCAAGACGGUGCUGGAGAUGUGUCUCAGAUACGGAUGUGGACUGGAAUAUAUUCAGCUUCUCAUAGACUUUGGAGCAAACGUAUAUCUGCCCACUUUAAUCAUUGAUAAAACCAUCAGACAGAAUGAAGCAGUGAUGCUAUUACUCAAAGACAGAGUUUGUCCUAAAACACUGAUGUCUCAGACGCGGCUUUCAGUACGAAAGUUCCUUCCCCUGGAAAACAAGAUGAGCUCCAUAGACAGUCUGGAUAUUCCUCAAAUACUGAAGAACUAUUUGAAACACACAUGCUGAUUUUCCCUACUGAUGUGUAUAACAUCUUGUAAGAUUUUAGUUCAUGUUAUUUUUCCCUUUUUAUACAAUUUUGUCAUAUUUUUCUGUAUGAAGAAUUCUGAUAAUAAAGUUAAUGGGAUGCUUUUAUUAUUUAUACAAAAAAGAUUUAUAAUAUCAAUUCUACAGCUAUUCUAUGUCAAAUUCAUGUAUGUAUCAGGUUUGUUCUUUUUCUGUUGUAAUGGUGUAAUGAAUAAAUGUGAAACACUGUCCUAUAAUGGUUUAAAUGUUUACUGCCAAAGACAGUGUGUGAUUUUUGGAAGGUAAUUUCUGUUUCUGAUAACUAUUAGACGAUUCAUUGUCAGUUUUACUUAUUUUGAGAGAGAAACUGUUUGCUAAUAAUUCAUGAGUUAUUUAAAAUGAUCAUAAUCACAAUCUAAAAAAAUCAUAAUGAUUUAAAGUAAGAUUGUCAGGGUGAAAUUUAAAGUAAGAUUGUCAGGGUGAAAUUUAAAGUAAGGGUUGUACUAGAAAUGUCCUUAUUAAGAACUAGCCAAUGCUACAUAAAAUAAAUAAAUGGUCAUAUAAUUUAAUUGAACAUUUUAAUAAAUACUUGAAUAUUUGAAGGGAUAUUCUGGGUCCAGAUUGACUUGGACAACUUUUUUUUUAUUAUUAUUAUUAUUAUUUUUAAAUUUGUAAUUGUAACUUCUAAAAGUAGCUUAGCAAAUAUUAUAGUGCUUUGAAAUAUGUUUUUAAUCAAAGUGCAAUUGAACAUUACAUUUAGUUGCUGCUGGACAUUUUAUAAAUGUCAUACUAUUCAAAACAGUGUUACAGACACACAAUAGGUCAGUUCAUUUGAUGAAAAUAAUGCACAAUUAAUCAACUAAUAAAACAUACCUACAAUUAUCACAUUUGAAAUGAGCAAGACUAGUUCUUUCCUGUGCAAACUAUUGCAAUGAUCAAUAUUAUAUCAUAUAUAUACAGUGAAUAAAUCUAUGUCCUGCCAUCAGAGGUCACUGUUACAGCAGUAUUGAUCAUAAUGUGUCAUAAUGGUUAAAUACACUGUCUCUCCACACAUGCAAUUAUUUCUGUACAAUUAUUGGAUUGCAAAUUUGAUUUUGAAGAUUUGACUGGAUUUGUGUAUUUCUUUUAUUUGAUUGAUGUGUUUGUCAUGAAAACUCUGCAUACAAAAACCCAUUAUAUGUUGUAUUAUUAUUAUUAUUAUUAUUAUUAUUAUUAUUAUUUUGUGUGUGGUUUA